This is a messenger RNA of Lactuca saligna, 557 nucleotides long. NCBI's taxonomy places the organism in Eukaryota, Viridiplantae, Streptophyta, Magnoliopsida, Asterales, Asteraceae. The record is from the annotation of a GenBank genome assembly.
AUGGGAUUGGUGAGUCAGUUCAAAGCUCCCAAAUAUGAUGAACCAAAUUCACCAAAAGAUCAAUUUCAGUGGCUUUACACUAAUGGCUUGCUUGGAUGGAGGUACACAUGGUGUAUUGGCUUUCAGAGAGUCCAGAAUGGUGUGUUAAUUUUUGGAGAUAUUGUUCUUAAAGAUAAGAUCUUUGUAUAUGAUUUAUCAAAGAAACGAAUUGGAUGGACUGAUUAUGAUUGUUCAAGUGAUGUAAAUGUCUUUAUAACUUCAAGUAAAGAUGAAUUUAAAAAUGCGGGAGAGUUGAAUGAGAGCACUUCAUCAAGAACCACAAGUGUUCUUCAAGCUCUAUGGGGAUUUGUGAAUGACAUGUAUAAGACAAAUGUAAUUCUGAUGCUUCCACCACAUCUGAUUCACUGAUUGGAUUAGCUUGCAUUUAUGUAGCCAAUAUGCUCAAGGAGAAAGAGAAUGUUGCUUGGUUUGAAGAUCUAAGAGUUGACAUGAAUGUGGUAAUUGUUUUGGAUAAUGAUUUUUGAUAUUAUGAAUGUUUUGAAAGUUUGAAUUGUAGC